AUGCAGAUGAGGUUCAGGAUUCGUAUUCGACGGAUGGCGACUGGGAUCUGCCGUAGUCAGUUUCAGCAGGCAAAGCGGGAAGGCAAGGAAGGCCAUCUUUCAACACUGACUUGCUGGUCUGUUUCUCAAUCCUCUUCGUUCGCUACCUCUCACUGCAGUGGCCGUGGUCUGUGCCAUAUUCCGUGUCAUUCCACAUCAACUCGCUUUCCCGUUCGUCCCCCAAAGGCCUUUGUCUCUACCUUCCUUCCAUCUCUCACUGCCGCUCCUGUCAACCGCCUCCUUCAGACGCUUGUUUAUCAAGAUGCUGGCUGCUUCACCUGUGUACUGAACGGUGCAGACCCCGUGACCACAGUGCAAGUCACGCUAGUCACCAUGGCUCAAUUGAAGCGGGUGGCUCGCCGAAGCAUAACACAAAUGAAUGAGGAUGAAGACAUCCCUGAACCAAGUAUUGAAGCCACACCCGCCUUCAAGAUCCAGUUGCAGGAACUUGCGACUCUUUGCCAGAGGCUUUGUUCCACUUACCGACCGCCUAAGAACACCUGGCAACUUGGAGACCCCAAGCCCCCCCGGCCCAGCUUACCCAUAGGCAAAAAUCAAAGCAAGAUCAAAAAACAAGAUCAACUAGAGAUCUGGGGUUCCUGGCCACUGGUGUCGACGUUCUGGGAUCCGGCGCAGCAUGGAUGGCCUCCCUACGGGGUCCGCCUGCCCGACGCCUGGGUCUAUAUUGCGAUCAAGCUUCUCUCCACCACUGAGCGCCAUGACAAGUAUCCCGCCGACUUUGACGGUAGUGGCAUGGUCCGACAAAGCAGGGUACCCUGUGGCCCAACGUUUGUGAUCUCCGCCCAUGGGGUCUUUGCAUAUCCGAUCUUCAAGGGGUACUACGUUCUAUGCGGCGAGGAAGGGAGAAAACACUGCGCCUGGCUGCUCCAGCGCCAACGGGACGCAGCGGGCAAUAAAUUUCAGUUCAAAACGAUCAUCGCCGGGCCAGUACUGCCGCCCUCGAGCAUGCGUCCACCUCACAGCUCCAUCGUCAAGCUACCGCGCCACAGACCCGUGACUACCGCCGACUCGACUACUCCAAAGCGGCUGGACAAAGCGGAAACAGACCGCUGGACGGUAUGCCUGGACGACAUGGUGCUGCAGUACAAGAAGCCCGACACCUACGAGAUAAUGCCCUUCGCACAGCUGAGCCCGCGUCUCACCUGCACAGAGUCUUCGGAGUCGGACAAGCUUGUCAACCGCCAGAGCUCUUCCUCUACAACGACCACCACGACUGCUCUGACUGACAUUCCCCGCUCGAUUAAGCGACCUCGUCCCCAAGCCAGCACACUCCCUGCCACACCUAAAGAGACUACAGCGGUCAGUAGCCCUACCGACUUCUUCAGUCCUCCUAGAGCGUCGAGUUCCUCCACCAAGCAGACUACUCCGGCGCCAGAUAUCAAACCAACAGCCAAAGGCAGAGGCAAAGUCAAGCAUGCCCAUGCGGAAAACAUUCAGGACCCGGCUAGUACACCUAGCAUCAACAGCCCCCCUAAUAUACUUGCAGCAGAGGAAGUCGUGCAAAACGAUAGCAAGCGUCGCCGGACCACUGCACAUGGGCAGCUCGUGUACAAGCUCUGUGACUCUUUCAUGCAGACCAGAAAGCAUUUUGACACAUACCUUGCAUCUUCCAUGGAGGCGGAGAAACGUCAUGAGGAGUAUCUGAGGGCGCUCGAACAGAGACAGAAAGAUCAUGACGCCUAUAUGGAGGCAACCAUCGAGACAUUCACCCAGAUCCAGACUUGUGUCGCGUAUUUGCAGAAGGAAUUAGGCGGCGGUGAACCUGAUGGUGGUGGAGAACAGUCCCUUGCCCAACCGAACGGCAUGGAAGAUGUGGUGUACGAGACAGAUGCAGAGGAGAAACAAGAAGAUGAAGAGGAUUGAGGUGAUUCUGGGGCGGGUUUGGGUGAGGCUGGGUCGGAUUGCAAUGAAACAGGCAGGUAGCUUUGCGGUAUGUCUCCGUAUGGCUUCCCGCGAUGGGUACGGAAAGAUGGGGUCAAGUGGAGUCUACACCAGUCUACGGGAGUGAGGGGAAAUAACAUCACAUGAUGAUGAUGAUGAUGAUGAUGAUGAUGAUGAUGAUGCCCAUUGUCAACGGUCGUCUUCUCUCAAUUCUGUGUCUUCU
Aspergillus brunneoviolaceus CBS 621.78 is the source of this 2164-nucleotide messenger RNA. RefSeq lists its product as uncharacterized. Lineage: Eukaryota; Fungi; Ascomycota; Eurotiomycetes; Eurotiales; Aspergillaceae. The transcript has 2 exons. Bases 1 to 1923 code for a protein of 640 amino acids. The record is from RefSeq and is a predicted model, not a curated record.